AUGGCAGCAAUUCAAAUUAGCAGCGGCGCUGGCGUUGAGAAAGAAGAGAGAACGACGCCGAUAUGGGACGGCAACAAGGGCAGCAAACCUGACGAGCCCGAAUCCCCCAUCAGGGCGUCGGGCCAUGAUGUUGAGGCAGGCUUUAUCGCGUCUGGCAAAACAGACGCUGUGACUGCGCAUUCCGCUGCUGUCUCCAGCGGAUGUGGCGCGGAGGCGGCGGCGACCGCUCCGCCCCGACAACCUGCGCUGUCCGCCCAAUCGUUCGCGCCGGUUACCCCAGGCGCAGGCGAAAUUUCGACGAAGAGCCGCUCGCGCUUGACUGAUAGCGACUGCUCUCCUCGGCCCGCCAAUACGACAAGCACCUUGGCUCCGCGCGAGGCCGACGCGGAAAAAGGUGAAACUUGCGCCAACGCGGAGGCGCUAGCGGAGAGGAGAAAGUCAGCGCUGAGGGCUGUGGAUUGGCGGAGAAACUGCGGGGACGGCGGGGAGACGGAGGAGCGAAUGCGCGCGCAACUGGCGGACGCGCGGAAGAUGGUGCGCGCGCUGGUGGGGGAACUGGCGGCGAGAGACGUUGAAGGGGAUGAUGACGUGGCGUCGGGGGGCGAUGACGAGGAUGUGGAUGAUGAUGACGAGGAUGGGAGAGGCCAAGGGGACGAAUUCGAUCUGACCAAGGCGCUGCGGCAGGAGCGGCGGGUGGUGCGGCUGAAGCAGCAGCUGGCGCGCGCGCGGGCGGAGCGGGAAUCCCUUGAGGCGGAGAUGCGCGCGGAAAGGGCGGAAUGGCACGCGAAGGAGGCGGAAAGCCGCAGGGGGAAGGCGGGCGCGCGCACCAGCGGUACCGUAAUGGAUCCCUGGGGUGAAACUAAUACUACUGGGGGGGAGGCCGGAGCUAAUAGUGCUGCUGCCGAACCUGCACAGCAGGUUUGCGUCGAGGCCGGAGCUAGAAGCGAGGAGCAGAUUACAGCAAGCGAGCAGGCGAGCAGCGGUGACGGCUGCUGCUGCUGUGGGGGGAGUAAGGCGCUAGAGGAGCUACAGGCGCAGGCGAUGGUGGCGCAGGGGGAGGUGUUUCUGGUGCAGGCUCAGCUGGAGCGCGCGGAGGCGCAGCUGCUGCGCGUGCAGGAGGAGAGGCGGAAGGAGCGGGAGAGGCAUAGGGGUGCUCUGAAGCAGUUCGUGCGAUUUGCGAUGGAGGAUAGGGAGAGGGAGAAGGGGAGAGCUGAGGAGGAGAUGGGGAGAGAGAGGAGGGAGAUGGAGGGGAGGCGGAGGAAGGAGGUGGGGGGACUGGAGGAGGAGGUGGAGAGGUUGAGGAGAGAAGUGGAGAAGGGAAGGGAGAGGGAGAGAGAGAGGGUGCAGGAGGCGUGGGAGAGAGGGCGGAAGGAGGGGGCAGGUGAGGUGGAGUUUAUGAGUAAGGUGAUUGGGGAGGGGGAGAGGCGCGUGGGGGAGCUAAGGGCGCGAGUCAGGCAGCUUGAGGAAGAGAAGGGGGAGGUUGAGAGGGAGAGGAGCGAGUGGGACGCGGAGAGGAGGGAGUGGGAGGCAGAGAGGAGGAGGAUGGAGGGGUGGGUGAAGAGCGAGCAGGUGAGGAGGAGGGCAGUGGAAGCGGCGUUGAGAAGGGUAGAGCGGGAGGUGGUAGAGCUGAGGAAGGCGAAGGGUGCGGUUGAAGGGGAGAGGAGGGCUGUGGUGAGAGAGGUGCAGAGAGAGGUGGUGAGGGGGAGAGAGAGGGUGGAGGAAUUGGGGAGGGAGGUGGAGGGAUUGACAGGCGAGGUGCGGGAGUUGAAAGACGAUGUGGAGGGGUUGAAAGACGAUGUGGAGGGGUUGAAAGACGAUGUGGAGGGGUUGAAAGACGGGGACGCACGGCAGGCAACAGGGGCGGCGUGUUUUGAGGAGGCGGACUCUUCUCAUAAGGCUGCGUCUGUGCGUGUGCUGCUAUUCCAGGAGCGGCCAGAUCAGGUGUCCCUGUUGAGCCGACUCAAAAGCACCAGGCAUGUGCGGCCAGGCCAGGUGCGCCUGCACCAGGUAGCACCUGCCUGUAUGGAGGCGAGGCAGGUCAUUCCCUGGCCAGCAGCAGCCAAGGGUCGGAGGGAGGAGAUGGAGGGGCAGCAGUGGGUUGCUGCUCCUGCUGCCCUGGCGGGGAUGGUGCAGCAGUAG
Molecule: messenger RNA, 2139 nt
Organism: Closterium sp. NIES-65
Lineage: Eukaryota; Viridiplantae; Streptophyta; Zygnematophyceae; Desmidiales; Closteriaceae
Source: the annotation of a GenBank genome assembly